GAUUUGUUUUAUUACCUACAUCCACAAAACAUAAUACUGAGUCUGAAAUUUCCACUAUAGCUAUAAUAGUUGAAUCUACUGAUUCUAUAAAAGAUAAUAAUAUUCAUAAUAGUAAAAAAGAAACUAUAAACAACGAAGUAUCUACUUCUAAUAACAAUAAUAUAGUACCAACCUCAAAUUAA
Messenger RNA from Dentiscutata heterogama, 182 nucleotides. The record is from the annotation of a GenBank genome assembly. Lineage: Eukaryota; Fungi; Glomeromycota; Glomeromycetes; Diversisporales; Gigasporaceae.